This is a messenger RNA of Diaporthe citri, 915 nucleotides long. RefSeq lists its product as uncharacterized. Gene Ontology annotation, molecular function: transcription cis-regulatory region binding; DNA-binding transcription factor activity. Lineage: Eukaryota; Fungi; Ascomycota; Sordariomycetes; Diaporthales; Diaporthaceae. The transcript has 6 exons. Gene Ontology annotation, biological process: positive regulation of transcription by RNA polymerase II. The record is from RefSeq and is a predicted model, not a curated record. Gene Ontology annotation, cellular component: nucleus. The coding region runs from base 1 to 915 and encodes 304 amino acids.
AUGAUGGACCUAUACUGGUGGUUCUGCAAGAUGGAUGUCUACCAGAGUACGCUUGGGGCUUCAAAGCUGUUUAUGGAACUUGACCUGUGGACGCAGUGUCCCCCUCGCGCACCGAUAAACAGGAUCAAUCAAGUAUAUGGGACAUUCGAUCAUCUCCUUCUCGUUCUAGGCCGACUAUGCAACUUUGUCGCCAAUGAUCUGCCACGCAAACGGAAGGCUAGGGAGCAAGAGACCGGCGCAAGCCCAAGAAGCCAAACUCCCCGCCACUUUUUGCUGGAGCCAUUCCUCUCGCCUGAGCAGAUCCACGAUGCCGUCGACCUGGAGACCAGCACACAGAAGGCCCUCGAGGAGUGGAACGACAUAAUGCAAGCGUUCCAGCUGUUCAAGAGCAGCCUCGGGCCCGACUUCGACCCCCUGAGCGACGACGCCCACCCGCCCGCGGACUCGCCCUUUGGCCCCGGUUUGGACGUACCCAUGCCGCCGUUCGCGAUGGUGGCGGCGCACAUGAUUGCCAAGGAGACAGACCCCUAUGCCAACGAGAUCGGGCGGAUCGCGGCGGGCGUGGCGGGGAACCUUACCAUGGAGAGCGUGAUCAGCGCACCGCAGUCAUCGGCUCUGAUUGAGUGUUGCUUCCCCAUCUUCGUUGGCGCCGUUCAGACGGGAGACCAGAUCGCCAGCGGCUGCGAGGGGGCCUGGCGCAAGGCCGCGGCCAUGGGCGUCGCGCCCGUGUACGAGCCUGAGUCUGAGUCCGACGCCCUGCGGCAGGGCUGGACGACUCGCAGGCUUGACGAACGGAUCCAGGAGGUGGACGAAGGGCAUAACAGGCCGGUCCUCCAGAGGUCGGACCGGGCGCACGUUGCGUUUGGGCUGCUCAGUGUUGAGGACGAUAUGGAGAGGCUGACGUUAGAGGACUGA